UUAUCUCAAUCAUAGCACUUUCGCAUAGUGUAACAAUAACAACAAGAUGAAGAGAAAUAAUGUAAACAACAUGCCAUGUGUUUUUUACGCAAUAUGAGCCUUAUCACUAGGGCUCCAAAUAAUAAACAACGGCAACCAAAAGUCCUUGCCGUACGUAAGACCUUAUUGUCUUAUCUGAUCUAAGACUGGGAAGACGUUACACGGCCACAGUUACCAACAGUAUACGAUCAGGAAUCGAACGAUCAAGUCCAUAGAAGGCAGGAGUGCGAGUUGUGAUUCGAAACGAAACGUAAGCAUGACUGAACUGAAUGCAGAAUUCCGUGGCUACCGCUCACCUUUGAGCACUCGGUAUGCAAGCAAAGAAAUGCAAUUCCUGUUCAGCGAUCAGUACAAGUUUUCCACUUGGCGCAAACUAUGGAUCCUACUGGCGAAAGCAGAAAAGGCGUUGGGAUUGGACAUUACGGACGAGCAGAUUCGAGAGAUGGAAAGACACGUCGAAGACAUCGAUUUCAAGGCAGCUGCGGCUGAGGAAGCCCUCACCCGGCACGACGUGAUGGCACACGUGCAUGUGUUCGCCAAACAGUGUCCCUUGGCCGCUCCCAUCAUCCACCUCGGUGCAACUUCAUGCUUCGUCGGCGAUAACACGGAUCUGCUUGUGUUGAAGGAAGCGCUGGAUCAAUUGCUACCCAAGCUGGUUGGUGUAAUCAAGCAGCUGGCCCAAUUUGCCAUGCAAUAUCGCGAUUUACCCACGCUUGGAUUCACCCAUCUCCAACCGGCCCAGCUAACUACGGUCGGCAAGCGUUGUUCCCUCUGGAUUCAGGAUUUACUGAUGGACGAACGUGCCCUACGCACAUGUCGGGAUAACUUGCGGUUCCGCGGAGUUAAGGGCACGACUGGGACGCAGGCAUCGUUUUUGCAGCUUUUUGCUGGCGAUAGCGCAAAGGUUCGUCAACUCGACCAAACCGUCACAAAACUGGCUGGUUUUGAGCGGUACUAUGCCGUCACCGGGCAAACGUACUCGCGCAAGGUUGAUCUGGAAAUUGUGUCCGCCCUGUCGAGUCUCGGUGCUACCGUGCAUAAGAUGUGUUCCGAUUUGCGUUUGCUUGCCUCACGCAAGGAGCUAGAGGAACCGUUCGAACAGACGCAAAUUGGUAGUUCGGCCAUGCCGUACAAACGUAAUCCGAUGCGCUCCGAACGUUGCUGUGCUUUGGCGCGCCACAUGAUUACCUUGCAAGCGAACGCUGCUAACACGCUGGCCGUACAGUGGCUCGAACGUACGCUUGACGAUUCGGCCAACCGGCGACUAACACUGUCGGAAGCGUUUCUUUCCGCGGACGCUUGCAUGCUGACCCUGCUGAACAUUUCGCAGGGCCUCGUGGUGUAUCCGAAGGUGAUCGAGCGUAACAUCGCCCAGGAGUUACCAUUCAUGUCAACGGAAAACGUCAUCAUGGCGAUGGUGAAGGCAGGCGGUGAUCGUCAGGUUUGUCAUGAAAAGAUUCGCGUUCUCUCGCAUGAGGCCGGUGCACAGGUGAAACAGUAUGGUAAGGAUAAUGAUCUGGUGGACCGUAUCCGGGCCGAUCCGUAUUUUGCACCGAUCCUCGGCCAGCUUGGUAGCAUACUCGAUCCGAAAACGUUCACCGGUCGGGCCGCCGACCAAGUGGUUGAGUUUGUAAACGAAGAAGUAAACCCGAUCGUUGCAAUGUACGGGGACAAGGUCGUCACCAAAUCAACGCAGUUGAAAAUUUGAUUGACGAGUGGAAAGAAGUGGAUUGAUGUUGCAAUAAAGAUUUCUCGUAUUCUUAUUAAGUGUUCGUUCGUGUUCACUUAACUAAUAGAAUUGGACGUACAAGGUCAA
Messenger RNA from Anopheles funestus (African malaria mosquito), 1855 nucleotides. It is a transcript of the gene Adsl, whose product is annotated as adenylosuccinate lyase. Lineage: Eukaryota; Metazoa; Arthropoda; Insecta; Diptera; Culicidae. Gene Ontology annotation, biological process: 'de novo' AMP biosynthetic process. The record is from RefSeq and is a predicted model, not a curated record. Gene Ontology annotation, cellular component: cytosol. The coding region runs from base 296 to 1747 and encodes 483 amino acids. The transcript is spliced from 2 exons. Gene Ontology annotation, molecular function: (S)-2-(5-amino-1-(5-phospho-D-ribosyl)imidazole-4-carboxamido) succinate lyase (fumarate-forming) activity; N6-(1,2-dicarboxyethyl)AMP AMP-lyase (fumarate-forming) activity.